UUUUGCUUAAUGAUGGGGCAGACCAGACUUGCAGGCUGAUUUUUGGGAAAUUAUGUUAUUUAACAUCGCCGCUUCGCGAUUGGCUGGUGUGGCGACCGUGCUUUAAUGACGAAGGCCCACAUCCCAUUGGAGCUCCGCCUCGAAGGGCCGGCGUUUUCCAGCCAGCCCGGUAUCCUCUAGCUCCUCCCACUGCCACCAUUCCUGUCGUCCUUUUAAAGAGAGAUCAUCGUGUCGUCCAAGAGAGCCGUGAAGCAAAACUAACGUGCCGAGCCUGCCAUUCGGUCACAUCAGCUUAGAAUUCAACCAGACAACAACUGUUUAGAUUAUAAACAGCGCAGCUUUUGUCAAAAGUGGGCUCAAGAACACCACCACCUCAAAAGUUGCAUCAUCUCUUCCAAGUCACCGCGAAACGUAAUUCCACAAAUCUCUUAAAGUCUGUACUGUACCAUGAGUUUAGUGAGCGCCUACCCGUCGGCCUAUGCCAGCAACCCUGUCGAUAUCAACAGCUCCGUUACAUCAUCCGUCGCCGCUUCCAACAGCAGCAACAACAGCUUUUACAGUCAUCCUCAUCACCACCAAAGUUCAUCGGCAGGUGACUACUCUGGCGGACAGCACCAGAAUUUUUUCCCGUCAGCCGGCUGGACUUGGAACGGUAAUACCAAUCCGUCGGUCGCUGAUUUCCAGCCGCCGGCUUCACUCGCCCAGCAGCACUCGCCUUCGCUGAGUUGCUACUCCUCGUCGGCUCCCAGUCCCGACUACUACGUCUACCAGCAGUCGCAACAGCAACAGCAACAACACCAUCAUCAUCCGUACGAAACGACUUCGGCAGUGUCGUCGGUCGACUAUCAUCCGCUGCACCAUCCGUCGACGGUUGCAGCUCCGCGCGUCAUCCGCGUGGUUAAGCGACGCAACACGGCCAACAAGAAAGAACGCCGGCGGACCAUGUCGAUCAACAACGCCUUCUCGGAACUGCGGGAUUGCAUUCCGAACGUGCCGGCCGACACCAAACUGUCCAAGAUCAAAACCCUUCGUUUGGCUACAUCUUACAUUUCGUAUUUGAUGGCCGUCCUGGAAGCCGGCCCUGAAACCGACAUUCCUUUCCGCGCUGAGCUCGGGAGGCAGAGCAAAAGCGAAAAAGCGGCAGCUCAACAACAGCAGCAACAACAGCAACUACAGCUGCAACAUCAACAGCAACACCAGCAGCAACAAUUUAGUGUCAACAUCCAUCACAAAGAACAGCCGAAGGAGGAGGAGCCUAAUUUGAACGGCACGUUGCUCUGCCCGUCGAAUGGAGACAAGCGAAGCAAAGGACGAACGGGAUGGCCGCACCACGUCUGGGCCCUUGAGCUGAAACAAUAAAAAAACAUAUUAGUAAUAACUGACGUUGAUGGCCAUGUUGUAACUUUACGUCGACGUUUGGAAUCAAGUUCACCUCCCAGUAUUGAUGACUCGAUGUAUUAUAUUCUCCCGUCUAUGAACAUGAGUUUGUUUUAUAGUUCGUAACUUGUUAGACUUGUAUAGUAAAUAUCAGUGUAAGAGAGAAAACAAAAAGCAAUGAAGAGAAUUUCUGUGGGCUUUUUUUUUUCUAGAACAAAUGUAUUAGUGUUUAAUUGCAUUUUAUGCACGCAUUGUGUCUGGUCGUGUGUUAAAAGCUGUUUGUAAGAAUAAAAAAAAAGUUUCAAUUUUGAA
This is a messenger RNA of Daphnia pulex (common water flea), 1689 nucleotides long. RefSeq names its product heart- and neural crest derivatives-expressed protein 2-like (gene Hand). The transcript has 2 exons. The record is from RefSeq and is a predicted model, not a curated record. The coding region runs from base 448 to 1359 and encodes 303 amino acids. Gene Ontology annotation, molecular function: DNA-binding transcription factor activity, RNA polymerase II-specific; RNA polymerase II transcription regulatory region sequence-specific DNA binding; protein dimerization activity. NCBI's taxonomy places the organism in Eukaryota, Metazoa, Arthropoda, Branchiopoda, Diplostraca, Daphniidae. Gene Ontology annotation, biological process: developmental process; regulation of transcription by RNA polymerase II.